Messenger RNA from Spirodela intermedia, 809 nucleotides. Lineage: Eukaryota; Viridiplantae; Streptophyta; Magnoliopsida; Alismatales; Araceae. The record is from the annotation of a GenBank genome assembly.
AUGGGCGAGGAGGCUCGGGUCGGCCGGGCCAGGGGGCCCCGGGUGCUUGAACGAGCUAGAGAGGAGAUGGAGGCCCUUGUCCACACAAUUCUUGAGCGGAAGCAGGGGAAGGUGGCGCACCGCGAGCAGACCGGCGGGGGGGAAGGCGGCUUCUGGGGUUUUCUCGGUGAGAGCUUGAGCAAGUUCUGCUCCUCCUGGAUGACGACGGGGGACAGAGUGAGAGAGUGACACUCUUGAUGCACGUACUAUAUAUGUUAUGAGUCAUCUAUUGCGGUGGUGUAUGUAGUGUGUAUUUUCUGCUGGUGCCUGUUGCUCGGGCGAGUCCGAGAGCAUGGGGGGCAGCCGGCGGCGUCGCGGUGGCGCUCUCCGGCUGCGUCGUCGUGGCACGGCGGGUAAGGGUGAAAAUACCCGGCACGGGGAGUCCCUCACUCUCUCCCUCUCUCCCCUCUCCUGUACGAGGAGGAGAUCCCCGGAAUUAAUCUCCAGUCAUGCCUCGUUCCCAUCGAGCCACUGGAAAUCGUCUGGUCUCCAUCAGAGGUUACAUCAUUCCUCGGCCCCUCUCUCUCUCUCUCUCUCUCUCUCUCGUUCUCUGUCCGCUGUUGCUCAGGGGGGGGGGGAGGCGGUCGGAAAGGUGCGGCCUUUGAGGACUGGGUCGGGGGAUUGACGUCAGCGGCGCUGCUAGGAGAAGAGGGAAGGUCAAACUGGUCAUGCAAAAUCACCGUCGUCUCCAGUUUGACUGACGGGCAGUCUCUGGGCUUCCACACCUUGUUGGGAACUCCAUCCCCGGCGCUGCAGUCAAGGCACCCUAA